UCACGGAGAAUCCAGUGCUUUGCAGGGGACGUGCGUGGCAAAGCCUGGAAGGAGGUUAUGGCUUAUAAAGGGGCCUCCCUCCAGGGGAUCUGAAUGGGUAAGAGCCCAGAUCUCCUGCUUCCAGAACCUCUCAGCCCUCCAAAAGGCAGGGUAGAGGUGGACACAACAGAUCUGAAUCCAAGCUCCGCCACUUGCCUGCUCUGUGACCGUGGGGCAAGGCUCAGGCCAGAGCCCUACAGGAAGCUUCUGAGGGAACCAGGAACUGGGGCGCACCUCCCCCACCAAGGAGUAACCCAGGAGAGACUUCCAGCCGCCAUCCUGGAGGUCCUUGCACCCAGCUCCCUUCACCCACCCCAGGAAGAGAUGCAGAAAGACACUUCGCUGCCACCCCCAUCUGGGCCUUUGGCCUCCAACACUGCCCUGGGUGCAGGCCUGCAGGCCAGCUCAUCUGGACUCCCGAGCAAGAGCGAGACUCGGCGCCGCACCAGCCCCAACCCCCACCGGAAGCCCAGCAUAUCCAAGGUGAUCCUGGGGUUCGUGGCAGACAAGGGGGCAGGCAAGCGCGUGUCCCUGGCCGCCCUGAAGAAGGCUGUUGCCACCAGAGGCUACAACAUGACCCGCAACGCCUGGCGCUUCAAGCGAGUGCUCAAGGGGCUGGUGGACAAGGGCAUGCUCAAGCAGGUGACAGGCAAGGGGGCCGCAGGCUCCUUCCUCAUGGGCAAGAAUCAUGCCUCCAAGUUUAAGCUCAAGGCCAAGAGACGGCGGCAGCGGCGGCAGCAGUCUGGGCAGCGCCGAUCUGGGCAGCGCCGGUUGCUCAUGGGCUCCAAACAGGGGCACAAGCAACCCAUCAGGGGCGUUCGCAGGGCGGCCAGAUGCCGCCGCAGUUAACCAGGAAGGUUGGGCAAGCAGGCAGGGGUGCCAGGCCCGCCACAGGCUCAGUGCAGUGAGAAUAAAAGGAGCCUAACUUAUUUCA
This is a messenger RNA of Cervus elaphus (red deer), 973 nucleotides long. RefSeq names its product spermatid-specific linker histone H1-like protein. The transcript is spliced from 3 exons. Gene Ontology annotation, biological process: nucleosome assembly. Gene Ontology annotation, molecular function: DNA binding. The record is from RefSeq and is a predicted model, not a curated record. The coding region runs from base 94 to 888 and encodes 264 amino acids. Gene Ontology annotation, cellular component: nucleosome. Lineage: Eukaryota; Metazoa; Chordata; Mammalia; Artiodactyla; Cervidae.